This is a messenger RNA of Cladocopium goreaui, 1575 nucleotides long. Lineage: Eukaryota; Dinophyceae; Suessiales; Symbiodiniaceae. The record is from the annotation of a GenBank genome assembly.
AUGCGUCCUUGUUCGGCAGCACGUCUCGGUGUCAGAUUUCCUCGCAGCCUGUGUCCGGCUUCAGGGACACCCAGCUUUCACCAGAUUAACUUGGCAUAUCCUGGGCUGGAGAUGGUGAGGAGCCAGCCGGACAUCUUCCUGGUGCACGACUUCUUCAGUGCCACGCAAUGUGAGCGGCUGAUUCGGAAGGCACAACAGGGUGAUGCCAUGGUACCUGCCGGGGUCUUCAGCCCGCAAGGCUUGAAACGUUCCGAGUCGCGUACCAGUUCCCAGUGCUUGUGUCCGCAGAGGGAAGUGCCCAGCUUGCUGCACAAAGUGGUGGAACUGCUGGGAUGUCCUUCACGCCACCUCGAAGCCUGCCAAAUUAUUCGCUACGAGGCCGGGCAAUUCUUUGCGCCGCACGGUGAUUUCAGCAGCAACGGCACGAGAUCCAGUGCGGGAUUUGUGGAUUGCGCGCGCUUGGCCACCCUCUUCGUUUACCUGAAUGAUGUGGAGAGAGGUGGUGAAACCGACUUCCCCAAUGCUGCGCCGCCGCUGCGAGUGACGCCCAGCAGAGGCCUCGCGGUGGUUCACUUCCCCGCCAGCCUGGAUUAUGUGUCGGAUGCACGGCGGACCAGGCAUCAGAGCCUCCCCGCAGUGGACGAGAAAUGGAUCUUCGCCACCUGGAUGUGGAGCGGGCCCCGCAGCCAAAACCUGGAGCUCCUGCGGCAGCUGGGACGAGGUUACAGCCAUGUUUGGCCCGAAAGCUACGACCCGCUGAGCACCGAUGUGGCCCUACGUCUACUGGAGAUGCUGCUCAGCCGUUUCCGACUGCAGCCGGAUCUCUACAGCUUCAACCUGGCUCUGGCUGCUUGCCGGGAGCAGUGGACUGUGGUGUUGUCACUACUCACCCAGUGGCGUCAAGGGUUGCUGGUGUCAAAGCUGAGGCCAGAUGUGGUGUCCUUCAAUACGGCCCUGGCUGCGGUAUCUUCCAGUGGCGCGCCGGGGGAUUGGACCUGUGCCAUCGACUUACUGGAAACCAUGAGAGAGGAUCGUGUGCCUCCAGAUCUCCAGAGCUACAGCCGCGCGCUGGACGCCUGCAGUGGAGCACGGCGUUGGGAAGAAGCCCUGGGAUUGGUGCAGGACCUACUGCAGCAGAAGCUGCUGCCAGAUCUUCAGACUGUGACGGGAGUGGCCAGCGUCUGCAGCCAUGCCGGUGAAUGGCAAUUGGCCCUAGCCUUUGCCAACGAACAGCGCGACCAACGCCUGCUACCUGAUGGGCUGCUCUUUGGCACCUUGCUCCUGGCUUGCGAGAAAGGGUUGAACUGGGAGCUUGCCCUUGAGCUCCUUGCAGACAUGGAAAGGUCCAGUGUUCCACUGGAUCCCAUUAGUUCUGCCCUUGCCAUACGAGCGUGUGCCACCCGGAAUUCCUGGGACUUGGCCUUGUGGGUCUUGGCAAAAUGCAGUGCGGGAGGUGAUCCCGGACCUCGUGCCUUGCUGGCGGCGGUGGAUGCAGUGGAGGCUGGCGGCUCCGCUUCCCCAGAGCUCUUUGAAGAGCUCUGCCGCAGAGCGGCGCAGAGCUCGUUGUUCUCCUAA